This is a messenger RNA of Heterobilharzia americana, 834 nucleotides long. Lineage: Eukaryota; Metazoa; Platyhelminthes; Trematoda; Strigeidida; Schistosomatidae. The record is from the annotation of a GenBank genome assembly.
AUGAAAAGUGAAGUUAGGAGUGUGAUUUGCAAAGGAAAUGCUCCUGUUGAUGUUGAGUGUGCAGCUAAAGUUGAUGUGGCUCAUGUUUACCAUGAAGGUGAUGAUCUUUAUGAUGUUAUGUUAAAUCAGACCAAUGUACAAAGUAAUAACAAUAAAUAUUAUAUUAUACAACUGUUGGAAGAUGAUAGUAUGAAAAACUAUUCUGUUGGUGUCGUUGGGGUCGUGUUGGGAAAUGUGGGUGCCAAGAAUUGUUUUGAAAGAAAAUUUUUUGAUAAAACUCAAAAUCAAUGGAGCGAUAGAGCGCAUUUCAUAAAACAGAAUCGAAAAUAUGACAUGGUUGAGAUUGAUUAUGGUGUUAAGGAUCGUGUUAUUGUACCAGAGAAGAAGAAAACCAAGGAAGUUAAGUCGAAGCUUUCUGUUGCUGUUCAGAUACUUAUGCAGUUGAUAUGCAAUAUGAACAAUAUGGAACAAGUUAUGGCCGAAUUAAAGUACGAUUCGCGUCGUGCUCCUCUUGGUAAACUGAGCUCAUCACAGAUUCGAGCAGGCUAUACAGCACUGGAUAAUGUUUCCAAAAUAAUCGGUGCUUUAUCAGCAUUAAGUCAAUCAUCUGAUCCUGAGAAAGAGACUAAAUCCAAAGGUCGUGUUAAGCGCGUAAAAGCAAACGCUAGUGAUAAGCGUAAAUUAGAAGAACAAUUGCUAUCAGCUUGUAGUGAUUUCUAUACACGAAUCCCUCAUGACUUUGGAUAUCAUCUAAUGCUUCCUUUCAAUUGUUUUUAUUCAGUAAUCGAUAUGCACUACAAAUGUUUCUUUGAUUUACUGGAUCCGGUUUCUUAA